GCAUUUGCGAAUAUCGAAAACCAGCGAAGGAAAGCCAGGUAUUUUGCCAUGUAUAGCAUUGUUUGAACCUUGCGACAAAAAAAGGCGCCGUCCGACGACCAUGGCUGCAAAUGAGCCCCUGCCCGAGGUAGAAAUUGGACUCGAGCAGGCAGGGUUGACCGACUCCUCCACGUACGACCUUCCAAAGCGACGAAGAGAAAAUAGCCUCGCGUACGAGGGCAUCCCGCUUGACAGCAAGAAUUUGCGCCUAAUCCGGAUCCAGCCUUCAGAUCAACUGCAUGAUCGAAUCAGCUGCAGCCUCACGGCCGUCCCUUUCGGCAGGCGGCCCAAGUACCAAGCCCUCAGCUAUGUGUGGGGAACGGAUACGGCCAGCGAGACCAUCGAGGUGAACGGUGUCGCAUUUCAGAUCGGGAGCAAUCUGCUAGGGGCCCUGAGGUUUCUCAGCACUAUGCGGAAUGAUGCUGCCGCCCAGGAUGGGUUCUGGAUCGACGCCAUCUGCAUAAACCAAGAUGAUAUCCAUGAGAAGAAUGCACAGCUGAGCAUUAUGGGACAAAUAUACUUUAGAGCAAGGUCUGUGCUUGUAUGGCUGAAAAACGGGUCGUCCCAAACCGCCUCUGCGGGGGUAGAUCAGCAGCAAAGAAUAUCCGAGUCACAAAGCAAACUAUCUAUCACUUCCAAGGAGAAAGCGAUGCUCCUCGAAGACCCUUAUUGGGACAGGUUAUGGAUUCUCCAAGAGCUGGGACGAGCGCGGCGCAUACUCGUAUGCUUGCGCCUCCAUACUGUGCCUUGGAAAGAGUUUGUGGCUCUCGUCGUCGGCCCCCCGUCUAGGUUCGAUGAAGACAUACCAGACAGAGGGCCCAUCUGGCUCGACACUGUCAUAGUCCAAGCAAAGUACGCCACCCUUGAGCAACUGCUCUGCGAUCACAUCCACGCCAAAUGUUCAAAUCGCCUGGAUAAGAUUUACGGCCUACUUGGCCUUGCCAUAGACGGGUUCAGAUUCCCCGUCGACUACCGGAAGACUCGGUUCGAGGUUUGGAGGGACACGAUUCGCUUCAUCAGCGAAACCAUCGAGACAGACUUGACGUCGAUGGCAAGGCUGGUCAAAGAGCUGCUCACCCGCGACGACCUGGUAGAUCCGCAGGGGCAUCAGUCGGGGUGUUUCAGGCAGCUCACCCCUCGAGAAAAGGACGCGAAGCUCAGGGUGGAGACGCUGCCGCCGGCAAAGCAGGGCCUGACCCUCACCGCGGCCAUCAUGGGCAUCAUCGCCAAGGUGGGCCCACCGGUGCUCGACUGCGUGGCUGAGCCGGUGCAGUGGUCCAACUGGAGAGACCAGGUGCAGCUGUCGCUCAAGAGCCCAGCCGACAAGGACGCGGCCAUCCGCGCCAACGACAAGCUCUUCACGUCGCUCCUGGACCUGGAGGACGCGCAGAUCCUCAACCUCUGCUCGAGCCGAGCGGGGCCGCACAUGUGGGGCGCGGGCGACGACGCGCUCGUCGGGGACGCGGCGCUGCAGGCGGCGCAGUGGGCGGAGCGGCUGUCGCUCGAGAGCCGGCUGGCGGACCGCCCGCCGGCGUCGGGGGCGUCGUUGUCGCUCCCGCGCUUCUGCCUGCUCGAGGCGGGCGGCGCGGCGCGGCAGCCCAUGGCGCCGGCGACGCAGCUGGGGUUGGUGCCCGGGGUGGCGCGGCCGGGGGACAUGCUCUGCCGGGUGCGCAACAGCUCGAGGGCGCUCCUAGUGCGGACCAUGCCCAAGCGGGACGCCCCGGGCAGCCCGGGCGGCGGCGGGGCCGCCAUGUACGUGCGCGGAGUGGCGACGGUGGCCGAGGACGUCGGGCUCGGGCCUGAGCCCCCAGACUACGACGCGCGCUGGCGCUCCGUGCAGAAUUUCCCCAUGAUGCGUGUCGUGCUGGACGCCGAGACGUUGCUGCAGCUCAUCGAAUAGGGUAGGAACGGGAAGAAGAGGGUUUGGGUGGGCGCGCGUUUCAAAGAGUCACCAACCCCGCGCCUGCGCUCUCUGGAUUCUUCCACAGAUCCGACAGCGUGACGACAAUAAAGAGACCACCGCUCUCGCAGCCCGUGCCGUGAUGAAAAAGAUUACCAAUCCUGAGCCUGCGCCUUCUGGAUUUCGGGAGUACGCCAAGCACUUUCCCAAGAUCCGAACGCGUGGAGACGAGGACGCUGCUGUGCUCGAGGCCCGUUAGCCAGCGGUCGGUAUCAUCGGGCCUUAAAAAGGCGGCUGGGGCUAUAAGCCAUCCGCUCCUCCUAAAGGGGACCAGAAGGGCCGU
Molecule: messenger RNA, 2282 nt
Organism: Gaeumannomyces tritici R3-111a-1
Lineage: Eukaryota; Fungi; Ascomycota; Sordariomycetes; Magnaporthales; Magnaporthaceae
Exons: 1
Coding region: 101-1939 (612 amino acids)
Source: RefSeq, a predicted model, not a curated record